AUGGGCGGCGCAGACUGGAUAUGGGUCAAUACUGCCAGCGCUGCUAAAGAGCUUAUGGAUAAGAGAGGCUCAAACCAUACUGCACUCAAUUUCAACCCUUCUACGUCUUACAAACCCGUCCAGGACGUCGAGUCAAAGCAGUCAUUCUACGACAUUAAUCACCGAUACUCAGCUAGCAUUGUAAUAAAGGUCGUCUAUGGACAUCGCGUUCCAGACCAGGACGAUCCUUUUGUCAAGAAGAUCUAUGAGGUUCUUCAUCAGUUUACCCUAAUGUCUGAGCCCGGGAAAUGGCUAGUUAAUGCAUUUCCCUCACUUACAAUCCUUCUAUUAGUGCUUGUUCAGAACUGGUGGAAGAUUGGUGGUGAAUGGUUCGAGUACGAUCGCGAGGUAUACCUUAAGCUUUACCGUGACCUUGUAAAACAGAUCCUGGAAGGGAGUGCCCCAGAACGCUUCAUUCAAGACUUCUACAAGGGAGGUCUGGAGAAGAGUGGCAUCAGCGAAGAGCAGGCUGCCUAUGCAGCAGGGGGAUUGAUUGAGGCUGGCAGCGAAUCUACAUCAACCGUCAUCAAUGCUUGGAUCUUAGUCUUCCAGGCCUAUCCACAUGUGGUGGCUGCGGCGCAGCAGGAACUCGACCGUGUUGUUGAAUCCGACAGAUUGCCGACGUACGAUGAUGAGGAUAGUUUGCCGUAUAUCCGAGUUAUGAUCAAAGAGACUCUGCGCUUCUGGCCAAUUACUAAGCCUGGUAUGAGUCACGCUUCAACAGAGGAUGACUGGUAUGACGGCUACUUUAUCCCGAAAGGCAGUGUUGUUAUGCUGAAUUGGGCGAUCCAUUACGACGAGAACAGAUGGGAGAACCCAUACACCUACGAUCCUACUCGCUUUCUCUCCGAUUCUUACAUCAGUGCCGAGUCCAUGAAUCUGUCUGAUGGAAAUCUUCGAGACCAUUCAGGAUAUAGUGCUAGGCGCAGGAUCUGUAGCGGGAUGCAUCUGGCCCAGAAUUCGCUAUACAUCAGCAUGGCACGUACCCUAUGGGCUUUCAACAUUAAGUGCCCAAGGAAUGAGACAGGCCGAGAGAUAGAGCCGAAAAUAGUGUCAGAUCCCGGGUUUUUGAACGUUUCUACAAGGUUUCAAGCAGUGCUGGAGCCACGAAACCAGAAACAUGCCGACAUAGUGGAAAAGGAAUGGUUAGUAGCCAAGGCGGACGGCGAUUCUCCGAUUCUAUCUUUAGGUUUGUAG
Molecule: messenger RNA, 1236 nt
Organism: Bipolaris victoriae FI3
Lineage: Eukaryota; Fungi; Ascomycota; Dothideomycetes; Pleosporales; Pleosporaceae
Exons: 5
Coding region: 1-1236 (411 amino acids)
Molecular function (GO): oxidoreductase activity, acting on paired donors, with incorporation or reduction of molecular oxygen; heme binding; monooxygenase activity
Source: RefSeq, a predicted model, not a curated record